Messenger RNA from Lagopus leucura (white-tailed ptarmigan), 1522 nucleotides. It is a transcript of the gene SAXO5, whose product is annotated as testis expressed 45. The record is from RefSeq and is a predicted model, not a curated record. NCBI's taxonomy places the organism in Eukaryota, Metazoa, Chordata, Aves, Galliformes, Phasianidae.
AUGGCGGCCCGGACCCCGAUCCCGGCUCGUCUCGCGGCCGUUCCGUUCCCGUGGGUCUCCCACCCGCAGCCGGGCGCUGCCCGCGGCGGCCCCCGGGACGACGGUCGGCCAUUUUCUCACCUUCAGUUCCCCCCUUACUGGGGGCAUCGCAGGCCGACGCCGGCUGAGCCGCCCCGCAGCGGGGCCGUGUUGGGGCGGAGCGGGGCCGAGGGCGGCGGGCGCUGCUCGGAGACGCGCCUGGCGUUCCCGGAGCGGCCCCUGCGGCAGCGCAGCCCCGGCUUCGCCCCGGCGCCGUGCGUCCGAAUGCACGCAGACCCCCGCGUUCGCAUCUGCUCCUCGGCGAUGAAGGACAGCUUCCCCUGCCCCGAAGCCCCCCCCCCGCAGCCCGCCCUUCCCAGAGCGCAGCAGAGCAGCGACGGAGUUCUUUGUGGAGACAGGGAGAAAAUCGGGCUCCCUCCGUCAGUGCACAGCACCUCGUAUCCAGCGCACGAGGUCCGCCCCGCUGCCAGGGCGCGUCACUCCCACAGCGGAUGUGCUCCCAUUAUUAAAGGGGAUGGACGGCCCUAUUACCACACUUCUCAUCAAACGCAGUUUAAAGGUGAACACGGUCCACCUGCAAAGCCAAGUGAGAAGCACAAAUCUCGUAUUAAAUUUGGGGAUCCCAGAAGCAGUGGAUCUACGAGCGAGCAGAAGUAUGCCUACACUGCCCUGGGCAAAAGGGAGCACAGAUUCUAUGACAAGGAACGCGCUGCCUUCCAGAUCCACCACACAAACAUACGGCCAGGGGAUGGUUGCACCAGGUUCUCCACCUCGAUGUCAGAGCUCUUUCCAGUACAUAAUGCAGAGCCUGUAGCUAUUGCCUGUCUGAACAAAAACACUUCAUCCAUCCCCAGAGGUGAUGAAGACCCAGAGAGAAAUCGUGCACUGGCAAGAAUUACCACGAUGCAGCUCUUCUACCCAGAGGCUGGCAGGUGGAACUUCCCACCGAAGCCUGACUUGCUGCUGCAGAAACAUGGAAGCAAUGUCUGCUUAGGAGAUGACCUUUCAGGCUCCUGUUUCUUCAGCACAACACAGCACUCAGACUAUCAGCCACCACUGCAGCCCCAGAGGGUGACAGGAAACAGCAAGAGCCACCGUGACAGCCACAUCCCCUUCUGCUACCACAGUGAAAAUCCCAUCACCACCACCCAGGCUACGCUGGUGCCACACAGACAGCAGAAGCAACGGCUCUCUGAAGAAGUGCUACAGCAGAUGAAAUGCUCACACCUGGUGCUGCCCUGGAAGCAGCAGAAUUUCUUCAGUACCGAGCAGAAGGAUGAGUUCACACCCAAGCACAGAGACACAGCAGAAAUCCAAGCAGCAAACUGCCACGUGAGCUGCAUCCCGCUGGGGACCCUGAAAGAAUAUUGCUCCCAGGGAAAGAUCCUGUUGCAAUUUCAGACACAGAAAGUUCUGCUGGCUUUUGGGGAAAGGAUCAUUGCUUUCUAAGCCCCCCUCCAACCACUCACAGAAAUGCCUCAGG